Messenger RNA from Metopolophium dirhodum (rose-grain aphid), 1466 nucleotides. RefSeq lists its product as uncharacterized. The record is from RefSeq and is a predicted model, not a curated record. NCBI's taxonomy places the organism in Eukaryota, Metazoa, Arthropoda, Insecta, Hemiptera, Aphididae. The transcript is spliced from 3 exons. Bases 87 to 1082 code for a protein of 331 amino acids.
ACCCUAAUGAACUCCAUGACUUACACAACGAUCUUCCAUUUUUACCUGAGAACAAAAUUCCUCCUGGUUCAAAAGUGAAAAAACUUAUGGCGACACUUCAUUCAAAAAAAAAUUACGUAAUCCAUUAUCGAAACCUGCAGCAAGCCAUAGCAAAUGGUUUAAUUGUAGAAAAAGUACACAGAGUUUUAGAGUUCAAACAAUCGGAUUGGCUUGCAAAAUACAUUAAAUUAAAUACCGAAAUGAGGAAGAACGCAAAGAAUGAAUUCGAAAAGGAUUUCUUCAAACUCUUAAACAAUGCAGUUUUUGGGAAAACUAUGGAAUCUUUACGGAAACGUUUUAAGAUGGAACUAGUUUCAUGUCCACAAAGAUUACAAAAACUAAUCAACAAGCAAACAUUUAAACAUUGUACGACAUACAGUGAAAAUCUUGCUGCUGUCUCAUUGGAAAACAAAAUUAUCAUGUUUAACAAGCCAAUAUAUAUAGGUUUCGCAGUAUUAGAUAUCAGUAAAACCAUGAUGUACGAUUACCAUUUUAAUGUAAUGAAGGCGCAUUAUGGUGAUAAUAUCAACCUCAUGUAUACAGAUACAGAUUCACUGAUAUAUCACAUUAAGACUGACGAUUUUUACAAAGAUUUGAAGUGCAAUUCAAACUUACUUGACCGGAUGGAUACUUCAGAUUUACCGAUAGACCAUCCAUGCUACAUUUCCGAACGAAAGAAAAUUCCAGGAUUGUUCUCCGAUGAGGGAAAGGGACAGCUAAUUACCCAGUUUAUCGCGCUUCGAGCAAAGUCAUACGCUUACAUUUUGAACGACAAGGAGAAAAUUAAGGCAAAAGGCGUACGAGGGCACGUAGUUAAAAAUCACAUGACUUUCAAUGAUCAUUUCGAUUGCCUUUUCGCCGAUGACGAAAAAGAGAACUCUAAACUGUAUACUAGGGAAAAUGUAUCCAUCAGAUCAUUCAACCAUAAGAUACGAACAAUCAAAUCCAAAAAAUUAUGCUUCAACCGACAAGAUGAUAAGCGGAUAGCAAAGACCGAUAGAAUACAUACCUACGCUCAUGGACAUUUUAAACUCGAUUGUUAAUUGUAUUUAAAAAAAAAAAAAAAAACUAUAAACAUACAUAUAUAUUUGUAAAUUAUAUUUAAUUUUAUAAAUGUUUAGGUUAAUUUAAUUUUUAUUUUGUGAAAUAUCUCUGUAGAUAUUAAUUAGUUUAUUAUUUUUGUAAAAUAGCUGUGUAGAUAUUAUUGUGUUUUGUUUUUUAUUUUGUAAAAUAUCUCUAUAUAUAUAUUAAAUUGUUUUUUUUUUUGUAAUAAAGUCACUUAUCAUAAUUCAAAUCUUUUUAUUAUUUUUGAUAUAUUAUUUCCUUUUCUCGCAUGUAUAAUUCUUUACAUCUGAACAUACAUUGUAAAGGUACAUGUAUGCUAGAACAAUAUAAGUAUACUAUCAUGGCUUCAUAUUAUUUAAUGC